This is a messenger RNA of Epithele typhae, 1329 nucleotides long. Its product is annotated as enolase. Lineage: Eukaryota; Fungi; Basidiomycota; Agaricomycetes; Polyporales; Epitheliaceae. Gene Ontology annotation, molecular function: magnesium ion binding; phosphopyruvate hydratase activity. The coding region runs from base 1 to 1329 and encodes 442 amino acids. The record is from RefSeq and is a predicted model, not a curated record. Gene Ontology annotation, biological process: glycolytic process. Gene Ontology annotation, cellular component: phosphopyruvate hydratase complex. The transcript is spliced from 7 exons.
AUGUCCAUUACCAAGGUCCACGCCCGCCAGAUCUUCGACUCUCGCGGCAACCCGACUGUCGAGGUCGACCUCUACACCGCGAAAGGUCGUUUCCGCGCGGCGGUCCCCUCUGGUGCCUCCACUGGUAUCCACGAGGCCGUCGAGCUUCGUGACGGCGACAAGGGCGCCUACGUCGGCAAGGGUGUCCUCAAGGCCGUUGCCAACGUCAACGACACCAUCGCCCCCGAACUCCUCAAGUCUGGGCUCGCCGUGACUGCGCAGAAGGAGAUUGACGACUUCCUCAUCAAGCUCGAUGGUACCGCCAACAAGGGCAAACUCGGUGCCAACGCCAUCCUCGGUGUCUCCAUCGCCGUCGCUGAGGCUGGUGCCGCGGAGAAGGGUGUUCCCCUCUACCAGCACCUCGCUGACCUCGCUGGUGUCAAGCCCCCCUUCACCCUGCCCUGCCCUGCUUUCAACGUCAUCAACGGUGGCUCGCACGCUGGUAACAAGCUCGCGUUCCAGGAGUUCAUGCUCCUCCCCACCGGUGCGACCACCUUCACUGAGGCCAUGAAGAUCGGUUCGGAGACCUACCACACGCUGAAGAAGGUCAUCAGUGCAAAAUACGGUAUUGAUGCCGUCAACGUCGGUGACGAGGGUGGCUUCGCCCCUAACGUCUCUGGCGCCGAGGAAUCGCUUGAGCUCCUCUCUGAGGCCAUCAAGAAGGCCGGUUACGAGGGCAAGAUCAAGAUUGCCCUCGAUGUCGCCUCUUCCGAGUUCUACAAGGAGGGCAAGUAUGACCUCGACUUCAAGAACCCCAACUCGGACCCGACCAAGUGGAUCUCUGGUGUCGAGCUCGCGGAUCUGUACCUCGGCUAUAUCAAGAAGUACCCGAUCGUCUCGAUCGAGGACCCCUUCGACCAGGACGACUGGGAGGCUUGGACCCACUUCACCAAGCAGAGCGGCAUCCAGAUCGUUGGUGAUGACCUGACGGUUACGAACCCUCUCCGUAUCAAGACCGCGAUCGAGAAGAAGGCUUGCAACGGUCUCCUCCUCAAGGUCAACCAGAUUGGCACGAUCUCGGAGUCUAUCCAGGCUGCUCAGCUCGCGCAGUCGGAUGGCUGGGGUGUUAUGGUCUCCCACCGCAGCGGUGAGACCGAGAACACGGUCAUUGCUGACCUCGUCGUCGCCCUCGGCGUCGGCCAGAUCAAGACCGGUGCGCCCGCGCGCUCGGAGCGUGUCGCAAAGUACAACGCUCUCCUCCGCAUCGAGGAGGAGCUUGGCAACGGUGUCUACGCUGGCGACAAGGGUCUCUCUGCGGGUCCUGAGGCGCCUGCGCUGCUCAAGAAGUAA